Messenger RNA from Funneliformis geosporum, 1923 nucleotides. The record is from the annotation of a GenBank genome assembly. Lineage: Eukaryota; Fungi; Glomeromycota; Glomeromycetes; Glomerales; Glomeraceae.
AUGUCGUUUCUUCGACGAAAACAAAAUAAUAGUAAUUCAAAAGUGAAAAUAGAUAUAAAUUCAAAUAAAGGAAAGGGAAAGCAAACCGAGAAGAUCAUUACCGAUGAACUCGAUUCGGUUUCACGGGAUGAAAUUCGAUCGGAAAUGAAUUUGAAAGGCAAGCAAGUUGAAACCGAAAAUAUCGAUGAAAUUCAACAGGAAGAAACAAGUGAAGAAACGCAUCAAGUUAUACAAAAUUCAAAUGCUUAUAACCAGUCAGACAAUUUAAUUGAUGUACAGAUUGAUAAUGUAAAUAACAAUGUAAUUGUCGCAUCAUCACCAUCAUCACCACAACAAAACAAGAUAAUUAUGAGAAUAAAACGAUUUUUUCGACGAAAGAAACCUGUUUCAAAUGAGACGGAAGAAAAUUCAAGCGUAAAUAACAAAGUGAAUGUUACAAAACAAAACAGGAUAAUAACAAUCCCAACAGAUUGUUUGCUUGAAAUAUACAAAUAUUUCUCAGACGAUCAAAGAACCUUAUAUUCUUGUCUUUUGGUGGACAAGCAUUGGUGUUCCAGCACCGUUCGAUUAAUUUGGAAGAGCCCGUUUCAAAAUAAAUGUUCCCCGGCUGUUAUUGACGUAUACCUGUCUUGUCUUUCAAAACACGAAAAAGAGAACCUUAUUGUAAAUAUAAAGAGUGAUGUGAUCCGUUCAAUUUUGACUAAGGAUGCAAUUUUCUACUAUGCUAAUUUUUUGCGUCAAUUAAACAUGAACAAUUUGCGCGUUGCUGUCGACGCAUGGGUCAAAGAACAUAAUCUCAUUGAAAGGCGAUCCACGGACCUAAUAUGUCGUGCUUUGUGCAGACUGUUCCUAACCAACUGCGAGAAUCUCAAAUCAUUAUGCUUAAAUUGGAAUCAUUCCAACAUUUCUGGAAAAUGGAAGAAAUAUCCAAUAUUUCCAUAUCAUCGAAAUGCAUCGACAUUUUUACAUGAAUUAAGCGAAUUAUCAAUUCAUCGCAUCAAUAAGCGUGACAUAUUCUUGGAUAUGGUGAAGCACUCCAAACAUCUUAGUAAAUUAGAAUUUUUGGAUUAUUGCUUCGAUAAUCUUCCAGACCAUCGACAAGAUUCCAUUUAUACGCUCAUAAAAGAUCAAUUCAAUUUACAACAUUGUAAAUUAUUUGCAUAUGGACUCUGUCCUAUAAUACCUAUGAAUGGUUUAAACUUUCAAAAACAUUCAUUAAUUCAUUUUGAAUUGAUCUACGCAAAAUUCACCUCUGGGAAUUCUCGUGAGGCUUUUCAAGCAUUAUCGACAUGUCGUAAUUUAAAAAUUUUAAUAAUCGAAUAUUGUUAUUUUGUCAAUCAAAUUGUUCUUCAACCUUUAAUUGAAACAAGCUUUCCACAUUUAUAUAAAGUUCAAUUCAAAAAUUUACAAAGUAGUGCGGCUGAGAUUUUUACUUGUAUCAUUAAAAAUAAUUCGACCUCUUUAAGAGUACUUCAUUAUUCUGACGAUGUUUCUCGUCGAUCAACAACGUAUCCAAUCUUGGAUGCGAUUGUAUCACAUUCCGCAUCAUCCCUUGUCUCGCUCACCAUUCCCUUUAAGAAUUGUCAAAACCCAAAUCUAAUGUAUAUUUUAUCAUACUUCACACAACUUCAAAGUCUUAAACUUAUUGGGUCUUAUGGUCAUGAAAGGUCAUUCGUAGAUUUCCUACCUGAAAUGGCAAGGAUGUUGCCGGUCAACUUACGACAUCUUAGUUUAGAUUUGAACUGGGUCAUAAUCAAUACCUUAUCCGAAUUUUUAACAAAUUUAAAAGCUCCACUUGACACUUUAUAUAUUACUGGAUGGUCGAGACAGAUUCGUAGCAAACAUGUCAAGAUGAUUGAAAAAUAUUUACGACAAAAUAAUCCCGGAUUGGGUUUAUACGAUUUUAUAAAAGACAUCACUUAA